Beauveria bassiana ARSEF 2860 is the source of this 1548-nucleotide messenger RNA. RefSeq names its product vitamin H transporter. The transcript has 5 exons. Bases 1 to 1548 code for a protein of 515 amino acids. Gene Ontology annotation, cellular component: membrane. Gene Ontology annotation, biological process: transmembrane transport. NCBI's taxonomy places the organism in Eukaryota, Fungi, Ascomycota, Sordariomycetes, Hypocreales, Cordycipitaceae. Gene Ontology annotation, molecular function: transmembrane transporter activity. The record is from RefSeq and is a predicted model, not a curated record.
AUGAGAAGGGAAGAGCGUGAGCGUCACGAUGCCCUGCGCAACUCCACGUCAUCAGCCGUCGACGUUGACGCAGACACCAAAGAAAAGGUCCGCGCAGAGUGCAUCGAAGACGUUGGCGGCGAGGGAGCCUUUAUUCCACCCACUGAGUUCCAAGCUCGCUUCGAGACGCUGCGCCAUCUUAGCAGCGACGAAAUGGACAAGUUGAACUUGCGCGUGCGGAAAAUAAUUGACUGGCGAAUGAUGCCGUGUGUAUCAGUCAUGUUUCUGAUGAACUACCUUGACCGCAUCAACGUGUCAAACGCAAGACUGGCAGGUCUGCAGAAAGACCUAAACAUGAGCGAUACAAUGUGGAACACGGGAAUCUCGACAUUUUACGUCGGUUACCUGGUUGGCCAGCUGCCGGGAAACAUGCUGCUGGCGAGGACGAACCCGCGAUACUUUUUGCCGGCAGUCAUGUUUAUGUGGAGUUGUGGCACGAUUUGUAUGCCUGCCAUGACGAAUGGCGCCGGGUUUGCUGUUUGCCGAUUCUUCAUCGGCCUGACUGAAGCACCAUUCUUCCCUGCGCUCACACUAAUAACAUCUUCAUGGUACACCAAAGAAGAAAGUCCUCUCCGCAUGGCCAUCUGGCACGCCGGCAACACAAUCUCCAACAUCAUCUCUGGCUUUUUAGCAGCCGGCAUCCUCGAACACAUGGACAACACGGCCGGUCUGCGCUCAUGGCAGUGGUUCUUUCUGAUUGAAGGCAUGGCAUCCAUUGUCGUAGCCUGCGCAGCCUUUAUCUUGCUGCCAGAGUGGCCGUCCAACACGCGCUUCCUGACCGAGCAAGAGCGGGAGAUGGCGCGGUACCGCAUCCUAGUGUCCAACGGCGGGCACGAGGAGGAAGACGGCGGUUUAUGGGAUGGGUUGAAGCAGGCGGUGCGAGAUCCAUUUACGUGGUUAUUUUGCUUGAUGCAUUUCGCGCUGGUCACUGCGCAAAGUUUCAAGGACUUUUUGCCAUCUAUCAUGAAGACAUUCAACUUUAACAAGACAACCACCUACCUCGUCCAAGCGCCACCGUAUGCCAUUGCCUAUGUCUCUGCCUGCCUGAUUGCCUACUCCUGCGGGCGCUUCCAAGAGUCCACCUUGCACGUCGUCGUGCCCAUUCUCUUUUCCGCCGUCGGCUGCGCGGCCCUCAUCGGCACGCUCAACGUCGGCGCGCGGUACUUUGGCUUGGUGCUGCUCAUCUCGGGCACGUACAGCGGGCUGAACCUGCAGCUGUCGUGGGAGACGACGGUGGUGCCGGCGCCGCGGGCCAAGAAGGCGGCGCUGAUUGCCGUGGCCAACUGCGUCAGCCAGGUGAGCCACUGGUUCAGCCCGUACUUUUACCCGACGAGCCAGGAGCCGUACUACCGGAUGGGCGGCGGGCUGCUGAUUAUGGGGUGCGCGCUGGUGGUGGUGUCGGCGCUGGGGGUUCGGUGGAGGGCGCAGAGCCUCAACAAGAGGCUGGACGAGGCCCAGGGGUGGACUGCGCAUUCGGGGGUUGAGAGAGGAUGGCGAUACAAGGUAUAA